Molecule: messenger RNA, 2316 nt
Organism: Heteronotia binoei (common prickly gecko)
Lineage: Eukaryota; Metazoa; Chordata; Lepidosauria; Squamata; Gekkonidae
Product: oocyte zinc finger protein XlCOF6-like
Exons: 9
Coding region: 1-2316 (771 amino acids)
Source: RefSeq, a predicted model, not a curated record
AUGCGCAGAGGAAGCGGUUUGCUUUCGAACUUGGGCAAGAGAACAGGAAGGGCUGCAGAGAAGCUGAAGCUGAGAACAGCAGUGCAGCUGGAGCCUGGAAAAGAUUACUUAAAACAUCAAAGAACCCACACAAAGGAGAAGCCUUUUGAAUGUGCAGUGUGUGGAAAGAGAUUUAGUACAAGUGGCCGUCUUCAAAAUCAUCAGAAAACCCACACAGGGGAGAAGCCUUUUGAAUGCUUAGAGUGUGCAAAGAGAUUUAGUACGAGUGGCAGCCUUCGACAGCAUCAUAGAACCCACACAGGGGAGAAGCCUUUUGAAUGCACAGUGUGUGGAAAGAGAUUCAGUCAGAAAGGCAGUCUUCAAACGCAUCAUAGAACCCAUACAGGGGAGAAGCCCUUUGAAUGCUCACUGUGCGGAAAGAGAUUCAGACAGCUUGGCAGUCUUCAAGAGCAUCAGAGAACCCACACAGGGGAGAAGCCUUUUGAAUGCUUGGAGUGUGGAAAGGGAUUUAUGUGGAGUGGCAGUCUUCAAAAGCAUCAGAGUAUCCACACAGGAGAGAAGCCUUUUGAAUGCUCAGAGUGUGGAAAGAAAUUCAUGUGGAGUGGCGGUCUUCAAAAGCAUCAGAGAAUCCACACAGGAGAGAAGCCUUUUGAAUGCUCAGUGUGUGGAAAGAGAUUCAGUCAGCACGGCAGUCUUCAAUAUCAUAAGAAAACCCACACAGGGGAGAAGCCUUUUGAAUGCUUGGAGUGUGGAAAGAGAUUCAUGUGGAGUGGCAGUCUUCAAGAGCAUCAGAGAAUCCACACAGGAGAGAAGCCUUUUAAAUGCUCAGUGUGUGGAAAGAGAUUCAGUCAGAGUGGCAAUCUUCAAAAGCAUCAGAGAACCCAUACAGGAGAGAAGCCUUUUGAAUGCUCAGUGUGUGGAAAGAGAUUCAAUGAGAGUGGCAGUCUUCAAAAACAUCAGAGAACCCACACAAAGGAGAAGCCUUUUGAAUGCUCAGUGUGUGGAAAGAGUUUCAGUAAGAGUGGCAGUCUUCAAUAUCAUCAGAAAACCCACACAGGGGAGAAGCCUUUUGAAUGCUUGGAGUGUGGAAAGAGAUUUGGUACGAGUGGCAGUCUUAAAAAGCAUCAUAGAACCCACACAGGGGAGAAGCCCUUUGAAUGCUCAGUGUGUGGAAAGAGAUUCAGUCAGAGUGGCAAUUUUAAAUAUCAUCAGAAAACCCACACAGGGGAGAAGCCUUUUGAAUGCUUGGAGUGUGGAAAGAGAUUUAGUACGAGUGGCCAUCUUCAAAAGCAUCAGAGAACACACACAGGGGAGAAGCCUUUUGAAUGCUCAGUGUGUGGAAAGAGAUUCAGUCGGAGUGGCAAUCUUCAAGAGCAUCAGAGAACCCACACAGGGGAGAAGCCUUUUGAAUGCUCUGACUGUGGAAAGAGAUUUAGUACGAGUGGCAAUCUUCAAAAGCAUCAGAGAACCCACACAGGAGAGAAACCUUUUGGAUGCUCAGAGUGUGGAAAGAGAUUCAGUCAGAGUGGCAGUCUUCAAACGCAUCUGGCAGCUGUCAUCCCAGAGGUCCAGAUGAGGCAAAGGGAGCUGAUCAUGGGAUAUGCCUCAGAAGAAUGUAGGCAGACUACUGCUUUGAAUAAUCUGUACAUGAGAGAAAAUGCUCAAAUUGUGGAAAGAGAUUCCGUGGCAAGUAUGGUCUCACUUAUUACCUGUGGGCAAGACUACUUCCCAUUAUUGCCUAUGGGCAAGUAUGGAUUCUCCAUUAGCAAUCAUGUCGAAGAAGAAGAGAUGUGGGAACCAUUUGUGAAGAUGGAAGCUACAGUCCCUGAGGCGGAAGGAGCUUCCUUGGAGCAAGGGGAGAGGGCGCAGAUGGUGGAGCGUGCCCAAGAUGUCCUGUCCUGUGGUAAGGACUCGUUGUGCAUGGAAGCAGUUAAAGCAGCCUGUGAACGUGAUGGGAAAAGGCAGCGAAGAGAUGCUGUUGAGCCAUCAUCUGUUCAGAGGUGUGGAAACGGCUGCUCCCCCUCCAUUCCAGCAAAUUAUGAGCAGAGGAAUGAGGAGAGUGAACAAGUUCACCAGGAAAUGCCUGAUAAAGUUAAACAUGAAAACAUGAACGAAAGUGUCAGAAAUCAAAGAAGAAUAAAGAGAAAGAAAGGCAGCUCUUUGGUUGACAAGCAUGAUGGAAUACAGCAGAGUGCAGGAUGCUAUGCCUGGGAGCUGGGCAGUUGCUAUGUGGCCAAGGCCACGGAACAGGAGGAGAUGGCGGCCCAGAAACGGAUCAUAACCCUCCGAGAGAAUCCUCAGAUCUUAACCAAGUGA